Molecule: messenger RNA, 1779 nt
Organism: Colletotrichum higginsianum IMI 349063
Lineage: Eukaryota; Fungi; Ascomycota; Sordariomycetes; Glomerellales; Glomerellaceae
Product: Major facilitator superfamily transporter
Exons: 6
Coding region: 1-1779 (592 amino acids)
Biological process (GO): basic amino acid transport; transmembrane transport
Cellular component (GO): fungal-type vacuole membrane
Molecular function (GO): basic amino acid transmembrane transporter activity
Source: RefSeq, a predicted model, not a curated record
AUGGCUCGCCAAAAGACGUUGCGCGAUGGCGAAGACGCAGCACGAGCGGUCGACGAAAGGUCGCCGCUGCUGUCAAAUGCUCGACGGGAGUCGAGCUCGUCAGUGGUCGGCAAUGGCUGCGUCGAUGUCGAACGAGAAGCGCACGCCGCUACCGUGGACACCAGUCCUUCGGGCAGGGGGAUCCCGACGGCGGCUGUCGUAAAGAUCGUGGCAAUCCUGCUCAUCGGGACUUUCACUGCCAAUGCUGAUGGCUCACUGGUGAUGGCGACGCACCCGACCAUUGCCUCGGAGUUCGACGACCUGGAAAAUUCGAGUUGGCUCUUCGUUGCCUUCGCGCUUGCCGGAGCGGCAACACAGACUCUGGUGGGUGUUGCCCCGAGAUUCUGGAACCUCGGGAAGCUGACGUGGAAACAGUACGGCAAGCUCAGUGACAUAUACGGGCGACGUGCCCUGCUCAUGGUGGCUUACUUGUUGUUUUCCAUUGGAUGCGCGUUGGUCGGAGUAGGCCGCACAAUGUGGCAGGUUGUUGUAGGCCGAGUGAUAUCGGGGUCUGGCGGUUCGGCUCUGAACGUGCUUGGCCUUCUCCUGAUCACAGAUCUCGUUCCGCUCCGCGAUGUGGCGGCAUGGCAAGCCGGCGUGAACCUUGCCGCGACCUUGGGACGGAGUCUUGGCGCCCCCGUGGGAGGUUGGCUUGCCGAUACCAUUGGAUGGCGAUGGUCUUUUCUUGGACAGGCGCCCAUCUUCCUCGUGGCGGUUCUGUUGUGUUGGUUCUUUCUGCCUGAGGGAAAGCCCGGUGAGAAAGAAGACGCGGCCGAAGAAACGGGCACAAAGCCGGGGGAAGCGAAGACGAGUCCCCUCGCGAAGGUCGACUUCUUGGGUGCUGCACUGUUGGCGCUGUUCCUCCUUGCUUUCCUCUUACCGAUCGAGAUUGGAGGCACCAAGGUCCCCUGGACGCACCCCCUCAUCUUUGUCUUAUUCGGCGCGGCAGCUGUUCUCGGCGGACUUUUUGGCGCAGUGGAAGAAUGGUGGGCCAAAGAACCCAUCUUCCCUCUGGAGCUCCUCAAGCACCGCGACAUCGUCCUGACGUACGUCAUCACGGGCGCCCAGGUUGCUGCUCAGCUCGGCCUCAUGUUCUCGGUGCCGCUGUACUUCCAGGUGACGCAGAGAGUCUCAAACACAAUUGCUGGUCUUCACCUUUUCCCCGCCGUUGCCGGCAACGCAAUCGGCGGCGUGCUUGCGGGAUAUCUCAUCAGAAGGACCGGACGAUACAAGUCUCUCCUCAUCGUCGCAACGAUUGCGUCGUCGUUCUCCUAUUUCCUGCUGCUCCUCCGGUGGCACGGAGACACCAACGCGUGGGAAUCGCUGUACAUCGUGCCGGGCGGCUUCGGGGCGGGCCUCGUGCAGUCAGCGGGGAUCAUCAGCGUCCAGGCUGCCGUGAACCCGAAACACAAGGCGGCUGUGACGUCGGGAAUAUUCUUGACAUUCCAAAUUGGCAUGAUUCUGGGCCUCGCGUCCGUGAGCGCGGUGAUGAUGGAGACAAUGAGGUGGAGGCUGGAUGCUCUGCUGAAGGGCAUGGACCUCGGGGCGAUGGCGAGGAAGACGAUCAUCGAGAAGGCAACAUCGAGCGUCGACUUCAUCGACCACGCCGACAGCGGAAUAGCGAAUGCGAUUGUCCAGUCCUACGUCGAGGGUCUGGGUUUCAGCCACGGCGUUUCACUCAUCUCGUCCGUGCUUGGACUCAUUGCGGCCAUAUUUCUCAGGGAACAUAAGCUGCAGUGA